CCCCCGCCCCCUCCAGGAAAUUAGUGCGCAUGUGCCAUUCAUCCGGAAGUUGUCUCAGUGGCUGCCGGAAUAAGGCGGAAAGCCGGAAGUAAACAUUACGAGAUUACCCGAGCUUCUGUCUGAUGGACUUAGGGUCAGGUUCUGCGGGACUGGUAGAGACGGAGUUUCACUAUAUUGACCAGGAUGGUCUCGAUCUCUUGACCUCGUGAUCCACCCACCUCGGCCUCCCAAAGUGCUGGGAUUACAGGCGUGAGCCACCGCGCCCAGCCCUGUUACUGUUAUUAGUUGGACAAAAUAAGCCACUCCACAGCGACGGAAACUAAGGAGGCCAGGUAACCAUGUCAGCCACAGCUGUAGAUGCAGUUAAUGCUGCACCCCUGUCGGGGUCCAAAGAAAUGAGUUUGGAAGAACCAAAGAAGAUGACCAGAGAGGACUGGAGAAAGAAGAAGGAGCUAGAAGAACAGCGAAAAUUGGGUAAUGCUCCUGCAGAAGUUGAUGAAGAAGGAAAAGACAUCAACCCCCAUAUUCCUCAGUAUAUUUCUUCAGUGCCAUGGUAUAUUGAUCCUUCAAAAAGACCUACUUUAAAACACCAGAGACCACAACCAGAGAAACAAAAGCAAUUCAGCUCAUCUGGGGAAUGGUACAAGAGGGGUGUAAAAGAGAAUUCCAUCAUUACUAAGUACCGCAAAGGAGCAUGUGAAAAUUGUGGCGCUAUGACACACAGAAAGAAAGACUGCUUUGAGAGACCUAGGCGAGUUGGAGCCAAAUUUACAGGUACUAAUAUAGCUCCAGAUGAACAUGUCCAGCCUCAACUGAUGUUUGACUAUGAUGGGAAGAGGGAUCGGUGGAAUGGCUACAAUCCAGAAGAACACAUGAAAAUUGUUGAAGAGUAUGCCAAAGUUGAUCUGGCAAAACGAACAUUGAAAGCCCAGAAACUCCAAGAGGAAUUAGCCUCAGGAAAAUUAGUGGAACAGGCUAAUUCUCCAAAACACCAGUGGGGAGAAGAGGAACCAAAUUCUCAGACGGAAAAAGAUCAUAAUAGUGAAGAUGAGGAUGAAGAUAAAUAUGCAGAUGAUAUUGACAUGCCUGGACAGAAUUUUGACUCCAAGAGACGAAUUACUGUCCGGAAUCUCAGGAUUCGAGAAGAUAUUGCAAAAUAUUUGAGGAAUUUAGAUCCAAACUCUGCCUAUUAUGAUCCAAAAACUAGAGCAAUGAGAGAGAAUCCUUAUGCCAAUGCAGGAAAGAAUCCAGAUGAAGUGAGUUAUGCUGGAGAUAACUUUGUUAGGUACACAGGCGAUACCAUUUCAAUGGCUCAGACACAGUUGUUUGCAUGGGAAGCCUAUGACAAGGGAUCUGAAGUGCAUCUACAGGCAGAUCCUACAAAGCUAGAGCUGUUGUAUAAGUCCUUCAAAGUCAAAAAAGAAGAUUUCAAAGAACAGCAGAAAGAAAGCAUCCUGGAAAAGUAUGGUGGCCAAGAACACUUGGAUGCCCCUCCAGCUGAAUUGCUUUUAGCCCAGACUGAAGACUAUGUGGAGUACUCAAGACAUGGGACAGUCAUCAAAGGACAGGAGCGGGCUGUUGCCUGCUCUAAGUAUGAGGAGGAUGUGAAGAUUCACAAUCACACACAUAUCUGGGGAUCGUACUGGAAAGAAGGCCGAUGGGGAUACAAAUGCUGUCACUCUUUUUUCAAGUAUUCCUAUUGUACUGGAGAAGCUGGAAAGGAGAUUGCUAAUUCUGACGAAUGUAUUAUAAAUGAUGUAACUGGGGAAGAAUCUGUGAAAAAACCUCAAACCCUCAUGGAGCUGCAUCAAGAAAAACUAAAAGAAGAAAAGAAGAAGAAAAAGAAAAAGAAGAAGCAUCGAAAGAGCAGUUCAGAUAGUGAUGAUGAAGAAAAGAAGCAUGAAAAAUUGAAAAAGGCACUGAAUGCAGAGGAAGCCCGCCUUCUUCAUGUCAAGGAGACCAUGCAGAUUGAUGAGAGGAAGCGGCCUUACAAUAGCAUAUAUGAAACUCGGGAACCUACUGAAGAGGAAAUGGAGGCCUAUAGAAUGAAACGUCAGAGACCAGAUGAUCCCAUGGCCUCUUUCCUUGGACAGUAGUAACUAGUCAGAAGACCAUCCAAGAUAGAUGCAGCUGAUACAUUCAACAAGAAGAUUCAGCUUCUUGUUGAUGUAGAUAGAAAAAUCCUUGUCUGCUCUUGCUGCCUGGCUUUAAUAAAUCUUUCAGAUGUCUCACAGUAAGUUCACUCCUUUCCAUACUGAAGGAACAAAAAGAAGAAUAAAAAGAAGAGGCACAUGAAGUCUGCUUUUGGGAAUAGAACUCAAAAUUUGAUUAAGAUUUUAUUUCUAGUUUUAUGUGAGUCAUGUAGAAAGAGGCUGUGGCUCUCUACCUAUUAAGAAUGUCUCCUUCUCUACAUUUAUUAAGCUUCAAACUUUAUUGCUUCAAUUUUUGUGCCCUAUAUUAGCAUACUUUGGUUUUGAGAAAAAAGGGGUUUCAUUUCUUUAAAAUAACUACUAGCAACUCUAUGACUACAUUUAUUUUUAUUUCUUUUUUUUUUAAGAAAUAAGAUCUUGCUAUGUUUCCCAGGCUAGACAGCAGUGGCUUUUCACAGACAUGAUCAUAACACACUGCAGUCUUGGGCUCAAGUAAUUCUCUCUCCUUGGCCUCUGGAGUGGACUAAUUGAAUGGAAAACAACUAUUUUCUCAUCAUUGGGUCAAUACUGACUGAUCAAUAGUAGGUCUUUUACCAUUCUGGACAUAAGCCUUUAGAUGUAGAAAUCCUUUCCUUUAUCAUAGAGGAUAUGGUUUGUAAUACCAUUUGUUUUCCUUGUGAUUGCCUUUAUUUAACAAUCAUGAAUAUUAGAUUUUUUAAAUUGUAGAAUAUCCUAAUAUUUAUAGCCAGGAGCUGUUACUUUGUAAAAUUUGCAAAAAAAAAAAAAAAAAACCUAAAGUUGGUUUCCUCAAAGAAUUAUAAGAAUAGUUUGUAGGGAUAUUAGUAAUAGAUUGCUAUGGUCCUGAAGCCUCUUCUUAGAACAUUGUGAAGAUAAUACUGACACAGUGGAAUCAGUGAAAACAGCCUAACAAAACCUCUGACAUGAGUAUAUCAACUUUUUUUUUCUUUUUGAGACAGUCUCACUGUUGCCAGGCUGGAGUAUAGUGGCACAAUCUUAGCUCACUGCAAUCUCUGCCUCCCAGGUUCAAGCGAUUCUCCUGCCUCAACCUCCCAGGUAGCUGGGAUUACAGGCAUGUGCCACCAUACCCAGCUAAUUUUUGUAUUUUUUAGUAGAGACGGGGUUUCAUCAUGUUGGCCAGGAUGGUCUUGAUCUCCUGAUCUCAUGAUCCACCUGCCCUGGCCUCCCAAAGUGCUGGGAUUACAGGCGUGAGCCACAACGCCUGGCAAAUAUAUCAACUUUUAACAGCUCACUGGCUUUUCUAAACUACCAAAAUCUACCUGUAGGAUACUGCAUUAAGUCAGAAUCUCAGAAAUGGCAGUGUAAGAGUAACUGAAUCAAAUUGUCAAGCACUUUGGAUAUACGUGGUUUCUAGCUUUAGAUUGCUAUGAAAUUAAACAGCAGUGCAAGUAGACUUAAUCUUACUUUAAGAAUGCAACAAAUUUUCAUAUUCCUACCUAAACAGGGUGGUUCCACAUAAAGGCUGACUUUGUUGCGUCUGUUUUGUAUUUUAUAUUUUGUUAAAGAUAUAUAAAUGACAAUACUUAACUGUGA
Callithrix jacchus (white-tufted-ear marmoset) is the source of this 3722-nucleotide messenger RNA. RefSeq names its product spliceosome associated SLU7 (gene SLU7). The record is from RefSeq and is a predicted model, not a curated record. Gene Ontology annotation, cellular component: spliceosomal complex. Gene Ontology annotation, biological process: mRNA splicing, via spliceosome. Gene Ontology annotation, molecular function: pre-mRNA 3'-splice site binding. NCBI's taxonomy places the organism in Eukaryota, Metazoa, Chordata, Mammalia, Primates, Cebidae.